Fusarium falciforme is the source of this 2628-nucleotide messenger RNA. RefSeq names its product NACHT domain-containing protein. The coding region runs from base 19 to 2628 and encodes 869 amino acids. Lineage: Eukaryota; Fungi; Ascomycota; Sordariomycetes; Hypocreales; Nectriaceae. Gene Ontology annotation, molecular function: protein binding. The transcript has 3 exons. The record is from RefSeq and is a predicted model, not a curated record.
GUUUGCUUCACAUUCUCAAUGGCGCCCUUAGAACUGGAAUCCAACUUGCAAAGGGCAGCGGAAAACGAGAAAAACACAGACAUCAAUACUGUGUAUGGCUCAAAUCCUCGAAGCAGAGACGGCGACACACACCAAGAGCUGCUCGAAAAGCUCUAUAGCUCCUCCCACUACCACGUCAAGAACAGUCACCCUGCACGCAUCGACGGCACAUGUGAAUGGUUCACUAGCCACCCUCGGUUUCAUCUUUGGAGAGACAGCGAAACCUCCAGCCUUCUAUGGGUCACCGGAGAGCCGGGUUGCGGAAAGUCGGUUCUUUCAAGAUACCUAGCAGAUGAGGUGCUGCGAAAUCUCUCUCUGUGCUACUUUUUCUUCAAGGCCGAAGUUAAGGGACAAGAUAUGGCAGAGGAUGCUCUUUGUUGUAUUUUGCGACAGCUCCUGGAACAAAGACCACAGCUUCUGUCAGAUCGCAUCUUUCAGCUUCUCGAAGACAACAGCGACAGGGUGCGGACCUCCAUCCGAAGGUUAUGGCGCAUAUUGGCCUUGGCUGCAUCGAAAAACACGGCCAGUCAAAUUGUAUGCAUUCUAGAUGGCCUCGACGAGUGCCAGGAAGAAAGUAGACAGUUGCUUGUGGAAACCCUCAACAGCUUCUUCGCCGAAGCCCACACGACCCCUAGGCUGAAAGUCUUGAUAACGAACCGAACACUUUCUCAUUCCGAGCGGCGAUUGUACAAACCGACAUCAACUCUCCAUCUGGGACGGGACCCUCAGUCAGACUUUGGGAGCCUUGGCGCCGAGAUUGACCUCGCAAUCUCUUGCCGACUAGCGGGUUUAAGGGAAAGACUGAACCUGAUAGAAUCGGAACAGAGGAAGCUGGCUAUGGAUAUCAAACAGGUCCCCGAGCGCACUCAUCUAUGGGUCUUUCUCCUUUUUGAAUACCUCACCAACUCCCCCGGUCACGUCAAGGAAUCUCGCAGAAACCUCCCCACAACAGUCAAUGAAGUCUACGAGAAUAUUCUCUCCGCAAGCCCAAGGCCGAUGAAAACAAGGAAGUUGCUGCAGAUCAUCAUGGCGGCAGUGCGACCUCUGAGUCUAACUGAGAUGGCAGUGGCUCUGGCAGUUGAGGAGGGACACACAUCACAGAGCGAGCUGGAUAUUGAACCCGAUGAUCACUUUCGCCACACACUGCAGCGGCUUUGCGGUCCUCUGGUUUCUGUCAUCGACGGCAGGAUAUAUCUGUUUCACCAGACCUUGAAAACAUUCCUGAUCCAAGAAGAUGCCACAAACUCCUCUUCUGAGACUUCACUUGUGAGUCAAGCAAUCAAUGGCCACAAGUGGUUGUCCUCAAUCUCUCCGAGUAGCUCGAACAACAUGCUUGGGCGCAUCUGUGCUCAGUAUCUUCUCUUCACCGACGUUGAGGAUUACUUUCAGAACCCCCUCGGAAACAUCGAAAAGCUACGGACCAAGCCGCUGGAGGGUAUCUCCGAGAACUACCCUUUUCUUGGUUAUGCGUGGGAGAACUGGGCUAUCCACUCAAGAACACCAUUGGACGACGAUCAAGGUGAUGAUUCACACAUGCAACAAAUGCUCCAGCUUUGUUCUCCGCACAGAUUGUCAACUCUGAUUUGGCUCCGAAGGAAGUGGUGCCACCCAAAAUUGGACUCUGAAGAUAUCACGAGACUCAUCGUGGCAUCUUACCUGGGACUUUCGUUAGUAACUCAACAUCUACUGCGACUUGAUACGACGGAGCCCAACGUGAGAGAUGGCAUUUUUGGCCGGUCUGCCCUGUCUUGGGCGGCAGGAGGUGGCUUUGAAGCUGCCAUCAAAACAUUUAUCGACACACAGAGAUCCGCCAAGAGGAGAAGUUGGCUGGAGCGUCUCUUGGGUACCGGCGUCAUUCAAGUCGACUCGAAGAGCAAGCCACCUCGCACUCUAAGCGUCAGUCACCGACCUUGCACUCCAUUGGGAUGGGCUGUGCGUUUCGGACACGAAGGUGUCGUUAAGCAGCUGAUUGCGACCAACCAAGUCAAAAUUGGUGAUAUGAUGCUAUUUGAUGCGGCCAAGGGAGGAUACUUGGGUAUCAUGGAGGCCUUGCUCGGGACAGGUCAGGUAAGAGUUGACGCAAGAGACCUUUUCAAGCGAACACUCUUAUCCCACGCAUCGGAGUCCGGCCACGCUGGGGUAACCAAGUAUCUGCUCUCAUUGGGAGGCUUUGACAUCGACGCGAGAGAUGUGGCGGGACGAACAGCAGUAACAUACGCUGCGCGGGCUGGUGAAGAUGAAGUCUUGGAGCAGUUGCUGGCCACGGGCAAGGUUGACGUCGACUGCGAAGAUCAAGUUCAUCGUACACCAUUGUGUUACGCUGCAGAACAAGGCCAGGACCCUUGCGUGAAGCUGUUGCUCUCAACUGGCCAAGCAGAUGUCAAUUCCCGAGACGAGAGAGGUGAGACGCCAUUGUCUCUCGCGGUCGGUCAAGGAAAGGAGGAAUGUGUCAAGCUGCUGCUUGCGACAGGGAAGGCAAAACUUGAUACCGAGGAUUACAUGGGAAGAACGCCGCUGGACAUUGCCUUGAUACGUGGCUACGAGGGAUGUGCUGCAUUGUUGGAAGACCGGAGGGAGACCCCAAGAUGA